AUGUAUGUGAAAUGCUUUGAUACAGUAAUGUUUUACUAUGUGAUUUUAGUGUAUUUAGUGAAUGUUACUUUUUGUCAUUUUCAAAUUUCCCGCCGUUCCAUCCCCGUACGUCCCGACGCUCACAGGGGACGGAACCCAGAUGACAGAUGCCAGCAUCCGCCGGAUUACAUUGCCGGGGACAUCGUGGGAGUGCAGGACAAGAUAAGUGAAGAACAGAUGCCGGAGCAGCGCCGCAUGGUAAGCCCGAAUGUUGCUUGGGGUUACCGCUUUUGCUACACUCUGGAAUACCGUCAGGGAGGCUAC
This is a messenger RNA of Staurois parvus, 303 nucleotides long. Lineage: Eukaryota; Metazoa; Chordata; Amphibia; Anura; Ranidae. The record is from the annotation of a GenBank genome assembly.